AUGCAGAAGGUCAUCCAGAGGACGGCCUCGGCCAGGAAGCAGGCCCAAAAGAAGCUCUUCCGGGCCAAGAAACAGGAGGCAUUGGUGGAUCGCAAGGACACGAUUCGGACGCGAAAGGACUACAACCGGGCCUUGAUUGACAACCUCAAGGCAGCUAGAACCGCUCGCUGGGAGGACUGGCAGAAGGGAGAGCUUGCCCCGAAGCGUGAUUCUGGAUUAGCAGCUACGACCUACGGUGCCCUCGAUCCUGCUCUGAUGCACGCUCCACGCCUUCCGCAACACCGGCGCCGAAAGCACAUCCUCUUCGCACCGGGAGAUCGUGUUUGCAUUAUUCGUGGUCGUGACCAGGGCAAGAUUGAGGAGGUCACUCAGGUCAAUGAAGACAAUGAGACUCUGCUGAUCAAGAACAUCAAUGAGGCCGAUAUCACUGCUCCGGAAUGGGCGAAGGCUUCAUAUGGAAUCAAAACCGACGUUGUGACGCAGCCCCUGCCAGUGCCGAUGGAUGACGUUCGACUUGUCUUCGCGAUGACCGACGGUGCCAACACUAAAGACUACAUUGUACAACACGCCUACGCUGGAAAGCCUUACCUCGAGCAGCCCUCUUGGAGCAAACUCCCUAAAUUCACUCGAUAUGUCUCCGGUCUGAACGUCGCCAUCCCUUGGCCCAUUGAGGAGGAACCCAACCAUGAAGAAGGGCAAUACGAUACAACACGAAUGGAAGUGGAAGAAAACACCUGGGUGCCUUCUUUGGACAACCCGCCAUUCCCCUCCACCAUCAUGGACGAACUGCGCAACAAAUACUCCAGAUUCCGAACACGCCACGACGAGGAAUACGUGAGGGAGAAGAUUAUGGAUGAGUACCGCCAGGAAUACCUUGCCAGCCAGGCUUUGUUGACGCCGGCCGGUGAAUUGAAGAAGAUGAAGGUCGAACAGAGCAUCCAAGCGAGAAAGGCGAGAAUGGAUGAGGACGGCAACAUGAUCAUGGAUCCGGAGACAACCAAUUUCAUCGAGCGCUUCUUGAGCCAGAAUGUGGCUUCCAAGCCGAGCAAGGGUGCGGGCAAGGCCAAGCAGACUGCCUAG
Messenger RNA from Penicillium canariense, 1080 nucleotides. RefSeq names its product mitochondrial 54S ribosomal protein uL24m. Gene Ontology annotation, biological process: translation. The coding region runs from base 1 to 1080 and encodes 359 amino acids. The record is from RefSeq and is a predicted model, not a curated record. Lineage: Eukaryota; Fungi; Ascomycota; Eurotiomycetes; Eurotiales; Aspergillaceae. The transcript is spliced from 2 exons. Gene Ontology annotation, molecular function: structural constituent of ribosome; RNA binding. Gene Ontology annotation, cellular component: mitochondrion; ribosome.